Plasmodium cynomolgi strain B is the source of this 1620-nucleotide messenger RNA. RefSeq lists its product as hypothetical. The transcript is spliced from 6 exons. Bases 1 to 1077 code for a protein of 358 amino acids. The record is from RefSeq and is a predicted model, not a curated record. NCBI's taxonomy places the organism in Eukaryota, Apicomplexa, Aconoidasida, Haemosporida, Plasmodiidae.
AUGUUCCAUCUAUAUGAAUUGCUGAUGUUCUUUUUGAGGCACCCGAGAGACAAAUAUGAAGAAGAAUUUCUUGGACCCAUUUUCCUUCACUUUAAUGGAAAAAAUUACUACAGGAGAGAUAUGAUUAUUAACAACCGACGAGGAGAGAAACUCAAGUGUUGCUUCUUCACUCCUUUUAACUACAAUGAAAAUACCCCUUGUGUUAUUUACACCCAUUCGAGUUGUAGCUGUCAGCUGGAGGCCUUGGAUAUCCUGCACAUAUUGCUAAUAUGCGAGUGCUCUAUUUUUUCCUAUGAUUGCUCAGGGUGUGGUUUGUCCGAUGGUUACUUCUCUACAAGUGGUUGGAAUGAAUCCCAGGACCUGUUUUUGAUUUUGAAUCACUUGAGGAAUGUAGAACACGUGAAGAACUUCGCCCUUUGGGGGAAGUACUCCGGUGCAGUCAGCUCCAUCAUUGUGGCGUCUCUGGACGCCAACAUUAAGUUGCUGAUCGUGGACUCCCCGUACGUGUCCCUGACCGAGCUGUACAAAACCACGUUCCACCUGAGCGCCAAGGGAAAGGCAGAAAUCAUUUUUAAAAACAUCUGCCUCUACUUUGCUAAAAGAAAAAUUAAAAAGAAAUUCCACUACGACAUAGAAAACAUUUGCCCCGUUUUCUUCAUCGAAGAUAUAACCAUCCCAACAAUAUAUAUAAUAUCAAGAAAUGAUAAAAUAGUGCACCCAGCCCAUACCCUAUACCUAGCAUACAAACAGAAAAGUCAACAGAAAAUUAUUUACACAUGUGAAAAGGCAGCACAUGCAUAUGAAUCAUUUUCUUAUGACAAUAAAUUAACGGCAGCCAUACGGACGGUGUUAUUUGGAGCAGAGAAAGGUGAGGUGCAAAAUAUGUUCAGUGUGUAUACAUACAUGAACGUAUUUAAUGGGCUUAUGGAGAAAUAUGCUCACGAGUUUUGCUUUAUCGAUUCGUUAAUUCAAAAAAAGUUGGGCAAGAAGAAUAAAAUUAUUGACAAGGUUAAGCGCUUCAUUUGUUUCAAAUACCAGUCGAAGGCUUCCCUCACUUCAUCCAGCUGCUUCAAGUAAAUGGAGGAGCCCAAUGCCCAAUCUACAAUCGAUUCCAUCCGUGACGCGAGUACGACAGGCGAAAAUGACUACAUGCAGUACGAGCCAUCCAAGAAUGGCCUGUGUUGGAAAUUCAAAAGUGUAUCAGGUGAGCAGGACGAACGAGACAAUCACGGGCUGAGCGAAGAACAGGACCCGCGGGAGGACCACGGGCUGGCGGACGAAUAUGAAUACCCAUUUCGCGAUGUUAACGAUGGUUGCGAUGUUAACGAUGGUUGCGAUGAUCACAAUUUUAUGGGUGGCAAGGAUGCAACAGAGAACCUGCUUGACGCAUCUCCCCUCAAAGGCUACGAUGCCAAUAAGGUACCCGCGUUCAGGUCAACAUUCCACGCAGGGGAACAAUCGGGGCAAAGGCGGUUUAACUUAAUGCACAUGCAGAGCGCGCGCAGUUCCCUCAAAUCAAAAAAGAACACGUACAAGAAGUCCCUAACGUGGGACACCAAGUUACAGAGCGCUGUCACGUAUUCCAAGGAGGACUGCCCCUUCGAGCUGCUAAAAAGUUAG